Molecule: messenger RNA, 4707 nt
Organism: Phymastichus coffea
Lineage: Eukaryota; Metazoa; Arthropoda; Insecta; Hymenoptera; Eulophidae
Product: membrane-associated guanylate kinase, WW and PDZ domain-containing protein 1-like
Exons: 9
Coding region: 534-3797 (1087 amino acids)
Biological process (GO): signal transduction
Cellular component (GO): cytoplasm
Molecular function (GO): protein binding
Source: RefSeq, a predicted model, not a curated record
GGCGGGUUCGCACACAGCUGCCAGCGCAGCCUGCGCAGCUAUGCGUAUGUAGGUACAGCACAUCGCGGCCAGUGUCAGACACACUCGGAUCAGAUAUCUUUCGGUCCUUGUUCGAGCCAGUGAGAGUGUGUUGUCGGCAAGUCAUUCGGUUGGUAUGUUCAGUUGAGUUUUCCUCGCAGGCAAGUGGUGCAGUGACGAGCAACAAGAAUCGCCAAGUGCGCGUGCGUAUGUGUGUAAGUUCCAUAACGCGCACGUUUACGGUGUCGAUCAGAGGGAUGCCCGCAACGGCUCCUGGUGCAUAGUAGCCUCGUGAUUCAUUGCCUCGGCAUUCGACUUUCUCUCUCUCUCCCUCUCACUCCUUCUUUUUUGUCUCUUGACGAAUCAAGGCAUAACCUCAACGAAUUGUGCUGCUGGCGAGAGUGCAGGCCAGUGCGUCCUGGUAUGCCUGGUUAUUCGUUACAGACGAGAUGCCGUGCCGCCGCAGCAGUAUCAAUAACAGCAGCAGUCGAGCAAGAGCAAACGAGCGAUGAGCGAUGAGCCGCUACGCGGCAGCAGGCGAGGACGACGGCAUGGCGAAGGAGAGCGCCGAGGACUCGGACAGCACGAGCAGAGAGCUGGCGGAGAUGGCGGGCCCGGAGCAGCAGCAGCAGCAGCAGCAGCAGCAGCAGCAGCAGCAGACGCAACGACUGCCACCGACCUACGUGUACGCGCAGGAGCAGCAGCAGGAGGACGGCGCGGCCGAGGCUAGGCGCCAGCGAGCCUGCGUGAGCGAGGAGCAGCUGGGCGCGCUGCCGGCCAACUGGGAGAAGGCGCUAACCGACGGCGGCGAGGUCUACUUCAUCGACCACAACACCGGCACCUCGCACUGGCUCGACCCGCGCCUCUCCAAGUUCCAGAAGCGCUCGCUCGAGGAGUGCCACGACGACGAGCUGCCCUACGGCUGGGAGAAGAUCGACGACCAGCUCUACGGCACGUACUUCAUCGACCACGUGAACCGGCGCACGCAGUACGAGAACCCGGUGCUGCAGGCGAAGCGCGCGCGCCGUCCCGAGCCCGCGGCGCUCGAGGGCCGCCGGCUGCGCACCAGUCUGCUCAAGAGCUCGCGCGGCCUGGGCUUCACCAUCGUGGGCGGCGCGGAGGAGGCCGCCGGCGAGGCGGGCGCGCCGCGCGCCCCCGACUUCCUGCAGAUCAAGAGCAUCGUGCCCAACAGCCCCGCCUGGCUGGACGCCCAGCUGCGCACCGGCGACGUGCUCGUGCGCGUCAACGACACCUGCGUGCUGGGCUUCAGCCACAACGACAUGGUGGACGUGUUCAAGGCCAUCGCGGUGGGCGACACCGUCGAGCUCGAGGUCUGCCGCGGCUACGCGCUGCCCUUCGACCCCGACGACCCCAACACCGAGGUGGUCAGCACGCUGGCGCUCAGCGCGCCUGACGUGCUGGGCGCCGAGACAGCCCCGGGCCCCGGCGGCUCCGUGCCCGACCUCUGCGCCGGCGAGCCCGAGGCGGCUGCCGCGCGGCCCGCCAGCGCCGACCUGCUGCGCGGCCCCGAGCUGCUCGGCAUCCCCGUGGUCAAGGGCCUCGCGGGCUUCGGCUUCACCAUCGCCGACUCGGCCCACGGCCAGAAGGUCAAAAAGAUCCUGGAUCGCGAGCGUUGCAAGAACCUGCUCGAGGGCGACAUCCUCGUCAGCAUCAACGACGUGGGCGUGCGCGACAUGUGCCACGCUGAGGUGGUGCAGGUGCUGAAGGACUGCUGCCGCGAUCAGGAGGCGCUGAUCUGCGUGCAGCGCACGCCCACCGCGGUCGGCAGGCUGCAGCCGUGCCCGCGGGACGCCGAUGACUGCUUCAAGGAGAUCAAGGACGGCCUGUUCCGCAGCAAAACGCCCACUGCCGACGCCUACAGCACCCAGGCCAAAACCGUGGUGCCCCAGCGCGCCAAGACGCCGCUCAUCGACACGCGCCUCAAGACCGGCUCGCCCCCUCCGCCACCGCCCCCGCCGCCGCCGCAGCAACAGCACCAGCAGCACCAGCAGCAGCAGCAGCAGCAGCAGUCGUCCCUCGACCAUCACGAACAGGUCCUGGACGCUGGUUACAAGUUCGACUACGACCACGGGCUCUACGCCUACGGCGAGCUACCCUACAAGCCGAGCCUGGCCCACCUGUCCGACGACUUCGCUGCAAUGAAUCUCUCGGGUGAGUGCGCCUCUCUCGUUUUCGCCUUGGCGCGGCGAGGCUCAUUGCGCAGUUGGUCCGCAGAAGCCGAGGAGUCUCUGCGGGAGGCAAUGAAGCGCGAGGAGUGGCUGGCGGCGAACGGCGACAAGUUCAACUACGACAGCGAUGUCUAUGCCAUCGACGUGUCGCAGCAGCACGUGGAUCAUUACCCGAUGCACAUGGCAAAACAGAACGGCAUGCACCACCCAGCUACGACGGCCGCUACGGACUACUACAAGGACAUCUAUGCCGUGCAAUCGCCGCUGCACUACGAUCCGGAGCACGCGGACUAUAGCUCCUAUGCGGCCAUGAUCGGCCAAGAGCAAAACGUCGAUACCGGUGAAAUCUGGGACAAGAGGAAGGAGACCACAAGCUUCGAGCACGAGCAACCUCAUUCCAGUUCCAUUAUGCCGAGAUACGGGCAGUACGGAAAUAGCGUUGGAAACGACUUGGUCUGCCCUUCCUAUCCUGACAUUGAGUGGAUCGAGACCCUGGUGACUCUCGUCAGACAAGACACCGGCUUCGGGUUUCGAAUAGUCGGCGGCACCGAGGAAGGAUCUCAGCAGGUAUCCGUAGGGCAUAUAGUCCCGGGAGGUGCGGCCGACCUUGACAACCGCCUUAACACUGGCGACCUUAUCAUGUCGGUCGACGGCGAGAGCGUCAUGAACUCGUCACACCAUCGUGUCGUGCAACUGAUGAUCGCCGCAGCCGAGAACGGCCGCGUCACGCUUGGCAUUCGCAGACGCAUCGCCACUCAAGACCAUCAGCAUCUUAUGCGUGAUAACGUCCAAUCGUCGUCUUCCUCGUCCUACGGAUGUCGACCCGUUGCCCAUGUGCAGUAUCCAUAUGACGUGACUGUGACUAGAAUGGAAAACGAAGGCUUCGGUUUUGUUAUCAUUUCGUCAGUUAACAAAGCCGGUUCGACAAUUGGUAGAAUUAUCGAAGGCUCGCCAGCUGAACGAUGUGGCAGAUUGAAUGUUGGCGAUCAUAUUUUAGCCGUCAACCGAGUCGAUAUAACGAAUGCCUGCCAUAAGGACAUCGUCAAUCUUAUCAAAGACUCUGGUUAUUCAGUCACUUUAACUAUUGGAUAUCCACUGGAUGAUUGCUGCAGCAAUACCUCACUAUCUCAAAAGGAUGAAAUAGCAAGCGAUGCUGAUGGAGGACAAUAUCAUGCCGUGGAAUUAACCAGAGGUACUCGUGGAUUCGGCUUUAGUAUUAGAGGCGGCCGAGAAUUUCAAAACAUGCCGCUCUUUGUCUUGCAAAUCGCAGAAAAUGGACCAGCUGCAAUCGACAAUAGAUUAAGGGUUAGUGAUCAAAUAAUAGAAAUUAAUGGCAUCAAUACCAAAAACAUGACUCACACGGAAGCCAUUGAAAUAAUACGGAAUGGGGGACCAACAGUUCGUUUAUUGGUGCGACGAGGCGGUUGCCAAAUGCCUUUAGUGAAUUCUGUCAGGCUCGACCAAAUGAGCAAUCGUGCAGACGAUACGAAUCAUAUGCCCAGGAUUGAGCUGAACGAGAGGCGAUCGAUAAAAAAUCGACUCUCUUUAUCGCUAGAUUGUUGCUGCUCGUCAAGGAGUGGCCCAACGUGAAUCUCAAAACAAUGCCAACUUUAGUCGCCUUAUACAAUUUUUACGACACAAUUUACAAAUUCUAGAAGAAAUUAAAAGACUUUGCGUAUUAUUGAGUGAAACUUAUAUCAUUAUUAAAACAAUUUGUUGUUGCAUUUAUUCGGGAGAGCUACAUCCUUUGUAAGCGAAUGAACGAGCUUGAUACUUGUUACAGAGAGCGCUUCUCUGUUAUGUAAACGUAAUGGCAAACUCCAAGGAGAACUGAACGAUAAUUAAUUGUUUCCAGUAUUUGCGUAAUCGUGCAUUGCUGUAGAUAAUAAUCAUUUGAUUUUGAAAACACUGCAAGUCUCACUUCCUAAUCAUUUAUUUUCUUGUUUUUUUUUAUAAUGCAAUUUGCAUCGUUUACCUUGUCGAUAAGAAUCUCGUAUUAUUGAGUGCACAGGCCAUCUUUUUAAAACGCAUUCAGUGCUCACGUCACCAAAGAAUGCACUCAAAUGACGUAUUUAGAUUUUUUAUGUUAAUAAGUAAUACGACUGUUUUUAUAAUAAUAACGAUAAGAGCUUAUAAUCAUAAACUUUUUGAAAAUCAAUUUACUGGCAUAGGAAGUAAGAAAAUAUUGUUAUUCUUCCCUUGAAAAUGCUAUAGAAUUUAUAUUUUUAAACGACGAAGAAGAGCUUACAAGGAAGAAACAAAUUCAUUGAGCAAACGUUGUACUUUAGAUCUCGAAUAUUAUUCUAGGACACGCAUAAGCAAAAUCGGUACAUUGUUUUUAAUAUUUUCAAUGAGCCUAGCUACUAUGUAAGCUGACGGAUGCCGAAAUGUUUUCAAUUAAACUAAAUCUGUAAUAAAAACUGUGAAUAACUUAUCUAUGUAAACAUAUGUAAAGUUCUUUGUACUAUCAAUCAUUGAAAUUUGUGAGCAAUAAAAAAUA